This is a messenger RNA of Gracilinanus agilis (Agile Gracile Mouse Opossum), 1740 nucleotides long. RefSeq names its product NXPE family member 2-like. Bases 1 to 1740 code for a protein of 579 amino acids. The transcript has 6 exons. The record is from RefSeq and is a predicted model, not a curated record. NCBI's taxonomy places the organism in Eukaryota, Metazoa, Chordata, Mammalia, Didelphimorphia, Didelphidae.
AUGCCUAAUACAGUUGAACAGCUACCAGAACACAAUGCAGGGACUAGCAGUGAUGUUUCCAACAGAAACAGUGAAAGCAACAUGACUGCAGAAACUAUGACCACAGCAGUGAUCAUAAGUCUAGAUCAACUCAUCUUUUCUAGGACUCUUGCCAUGCGGACCAACGUAAGAGCGCAGAGAAAACGGCUGAUGCUGCUAGUCUUGCUCAUUGCCUGGGUCAUCUAUCUGUUUUCUGCAAAUAUACUGCAGCUUCCCUGGAACAUUUCCAAGAAGCUACUCAACAGAGCCAGUUCACCCACAGAGACUGACCUGAGAAUGAAUGAAAUCAAUAAACAGCUAGACCAGAUGAUCCCACACAGACGAUUCUCUGACAUGAACACCAUCACCAGUGCAGCCCACAGUGUGGUCACCAUUCUUAAUCCUCAGAAAACAUAUUGCAUUGGAGAUCAACUAGAUAUUCUCUUGGAAGUGAAAGAUCAUUUGGGCAACAGUAAGAAAUAUGGAGGGGAUUUCUUAAGGGCCAGGACUUUUUCCCAGGAAUUGAAAGCAGGUGCUAAAGGGAGAGUGACAGAUUUCAACAAUGGCACCUACCUCAUCAGCUUCCCUUUAUUCUGGGCAGGUAAAGCCUCUUUGUCUCUUCUGCUCAUCCACCCCAGUGAAGGGGUAUCUGCUCUCUGGAGAGCAAGGAGCAGAGGCUAUGAUAAGGUGAUUUUUACAGGUCAGUUUGCCAAUGGCACAUCCCCAGUCUUCACUGAAUGUGGUCUGGCUUUAGACACAAGUACUGAAUUGUGCCAGUACCUGGACUUCCGAGAUCAAGAAGCCUUCUACUGUGUGAAACCUCCACAAAUUUCCUGUGAUGCACUGAUAAAUAUGAAGACCAGAAAUAGUAGAGUUUCUUAUCUUGAUAAUGAGGAAAAAAUGCUUUUUCACAGGUAUCCCAUUGGAAUGCAAAUUAUGGAAAACUUUAAUCCCAUCGAGGUCUUAAAUUGUGAUAAAGUGAUAAAAAAGAAAUGCCAGAUUGGAAUGAAGUCACCUGUUCCAAGUGGUUAUGCUUUGCAAGGAAAGUGGACUCCAACAUUUUGUAAACUGGAUCAGUUAAAUACUGUAACUACAAUCAAUAAUUGUUUUGAAAGAAAGCUUAUUUACCUAAUGGGAGAUUCCACCAUGCGUCAGUGGAUACAAUAUUUCUCCAUGCAUAUUAAAACACUGAAACAUCUUGAUUAUCAUGAAAAUGGAAUGUUAAAAAAACAUGUACUUGUGGAUGUGAACAGAAAUACUCAUAUUCAGUGGAAAAAACAUGGACAUCCUUAUGUCACUAUACAUUCUUUCUCAGUGAAAGAGGAUACAUAUGUUUCCCAUCAGAUCGACAGAAUAGCCGGAGACAGAAACACAGUCAUUGCCAUUUCCCUGGGCCAGCAUUUUAGACCCUUUCCCAUUGAAGUCUUCAUCCGAAGGACCCUUAAUAUCCGAAGGGCCAUUGAAAGAUUAUUCCUGAGAAGCCCAGACACUAAAGUGAUACUCAAGACUGAAAAUACCAGGGAGUUGACGUUGGAAGCUGAGAGAUUUAGUGACUUUCAUGGCUACGUUCAGUACCUUGUCUUUAGGGAUGUUUUCCAAGACCUCAAUGUGGGUAUCAUUGAUGCCUGGGACAUGAGCAUUGCCUAUGACACUAACAGUCUCCACCCAACUGACACUGUCAUUGAAAAUCAGAUUAACAUGUUUUUAAACUUUAUCUGUUAA